Molecule: messenger RNA, 1069 nt
Organism: Fundulus heteroclitus (mummichog)
Lineage: Eukaryota; Metazoa; Chordata; Actinopteri; Cyprinodontiformes; Fundulidae
Product: DNA-directed RNA polymerase II subunit rpb1
Exons: 5
Coding region: 155-724 (189 amino acids)
Source: RefSeq, a predicted model, not a curated record
ACCAACUGGGAGAACUGGGAGGGGGAGACUGGUUGACUGGAUCGGUUCUGGUGACCCGGUUCUGGUCCAGGAGGUCAGCACCAACGACUUCGGCUCAGCUGGAGAAACAAACCGGCCCGCAGAGAGAGGUGGUUCUGGUACUGACGACGUCAUCAUGAAGUCUCCACCAGAACCCUCAGAGACGCUCUCCUCUGCCUCGGCUGGACCUUCUCGUCCGUUCUUCUCCAUCACGAGUCCACAGCUGCAGGAGGAGUUCAGAAAAGAACGUCUGAGAAGAUUGGAGGCUCACGGCGACGUCAACGGGACCUCCUCUCCUCCCUCCCCCCGGACCUCCCCCUUCAGCUCCUCCCCAUCUUCACAGGCCUCCCCCCUCAGGACCUCCUCCCAGGGGGUUCCCCCCUUAAGCCCAUCCUUCCCUGCAGCCUCCCCCCUCCAGCCUUCGUCUCCCCAGGCGGUCUCCCCCCUGAGAACCUCGUCUCCCCAGGCCUCCCCCCUGGACUCCCCCUUCAGCCCGACUCCCUCCGACUCUCCAUCUACGCCCUUGAAGUCGUCCCCCUGGCAGUCAGACGGUUCCCCAGCUCUGUCUCUGUCCAGCCCUGAGCUGCUGUCAGAGCUGAAGCAGGGCAGGCCGCAGCCUCUGAGACGUGUUCCUGAAAAGAAAGGACUGACCACCGUCUUCUCUGGACGAGGACGACAGGUGUCUGGCUCCUCCCCCAUAGCUUAACCAGCCAAUAGGAAGGCAGUAUCUGGACCAGCACCUGACCCAAACACCUCCGACUCUGAUUCUACCUCCACAUCUCCUCCAGCGUCUGAACAAACUGAACAUCGGAUACCACAAAGCAUCUCCUAAAGAAACCACGCCCCCUCAUAAGCCCCGCCCCUUUAAAACCCACCUCCGGUUCUGCAGAAGAUCCACGGACAUUUUUGUUCUGAAGGGAUGAAGAUCAACACGUUUAAUCUCAAACAUCAUCUUCUUAAUUUCAGAUAAACUUUGUUGUAAAAAUAAUGUGUUGAAAUAUUUAAAAUGAUUAAACAGCAGAAAUAAAGUUUUAUUAUAUGCAUCAAGUUU